Humulus lupulus (European hop) is the source of this 1434-nucleotide messenger RNA. Its product is annotated as 1-aminocyclopropane-1-carboxylate oxidase homolog 1-like. The record is from RefSeq and is a predicted model, not a curated record. The transcript is spliced from 3 exons. Lineage: Eukaryota; Viridiplantae; Streptophyta; Magnoliopsida; Rosales; Cannabaceae. Bases 163 to 1329 code for a protein of 388 amino acids.
UUCUCCAACAACACUACUACUCAAAAAAAAAAAAAAAAAAAAUAUCUAGAACAUACUCUCUUUCUUCUUCUUCUUCUUCUGAUUCUUCUCUCUCUCUAUAUAUAGUUACGUACUUCUCCUUCUCCUAAUUCUCAUCCCAAUUUCUCUUUUUCUUUUCCGGCCAUGGAAGUACUAGGUGAGUCGCUAUGUUAUGACAGAGCCAGGGAAGUGAAACUGUUCGAAGAAACAAGAGCCGGAGUCAAGGGUCUUGUUGAUUCCGGAGUCACCAAGGUCCCCAGAUUCCUCAUCCACCCACCGGAGAGUUUCAAAGAAAGCUCUCCGGUGGCGGAGGAGGAGGAGGAAGAUGAUGACGACGACGGUGUACUUGAUGAUGAUGAUGAGUUUGAUCAAGUCCCGGUCAUCGAUCUCGACGGCUACGAUGAUGAUGAGGAGAAGGAUGGUGUUGGCCGCUCUACCAGACGAGCUGAGGUUGUUAGAAAAAUCAGAGAAGCAGCUGAGUCGUGGGGUUUCUUUCAAAUGGUCAAUCACGGUGUCCCUGAUGCCGUACUGAACGGCAUGUUGGAAGGUAUACGAGAGUUUCACGAGCAGCCGAACGAGAGUAAGAUAGCCUGGUACUCUAGAGACCCUAAGAAAAGAGUGAGAUUCUACUGUAAUGGGGAUUUGCUCGUUUCCAGAACAGCCAACUGGAGAGACUCCAUUAUCUUCGAUUUCCAAGACGGUCCUUUAGAAAAGGAAGCCUUUCCCUCAGUCUGCAGGGAGAGAGUAGAGGAGUACAUGAAGCACGUGUUGAAGCUGAGACAAGUGUUGUCGGAGCUUCUAUCGGAGGCUCUGGGGCUGAGCAAAGACUACUUGGGAAGAACAGAGUGUAUGAAGAGUGAGACUCUGGUGUGUCACUAUUACCCGCUUUGCCCCGAGCCCGACUUGACCCAAGGCACUACCAAGCAUUCCGACCCAUCUUCUCUGACCCUUCUUCUUCAGGACCACAUGGGCGGCCUCCAAGUUCUCCGCCGGAACCGCUGGGUCGACGUUCCGCCCUUGCCCUCUGUUCUGGUCGCCAACGUCGGCGACCUCAUGCAGUUAAUAACAAAUGACAAGUUCAAAAGUGUGGAGCAUAGAGUGCUGGCAGGGAAGCAUGGUGCGAGGGUAUCGGCAGCAUGUUUUUUCUAUCCAAGCGCCACGCACAGACACAAACCGUACGGACCCAUUAAAGAAUUUCUGUCCGAGGAGGAGCCACCUAAGUACAGAGAAACUAAUAUAUCUGAUUAUCUUGCUUAUUACAGAUCCAAGGGUCUCGAUGGAAACUCUGCUCUUCCUUAUUUUAGGAUUUAAUUCAUAAUGUAUUACGAACCCAUUAUUAUAAUUAAUAUUGCUAAUUAUAUAUUAGCUAGAGUACUCAAAUUAAGUAAGUAAUUAAUAUCUUAUUAUCCAUCUAUA